UGGUGGCUCACACAACAACCCCAGAGCCACCACCUGAGCCAGGUGAACAAGCAGCCACCAUAUCCGAAGAGCGAGCUGUGCAGUUUGCAGAAUGGUUGAAGAAUAACUCACAGCCCCUCGCCCAGGUGGAGGCAUAUAUUCGCGACAGCUGCCAGUACAGGGCAGGAUGGAUACGGGCCGAGCACUCGAAGUCCAUUCCCGAAGUCCUGGCCAUGUUCCCUCGUCUUACUACUCCAGGCAUGAUUGCACAAGAUUUUUCGAUCCUCUUCGCAGAGCCUGCACCUAAACUCUUCGAAACGUGGGUUCCUCUUUACGCUGACAAGAUCAUUCGUCUGGCGAAACGCGAAGGGAAACUCGCAUUGCCAGAGGAACAGAUCAAUCUGGAUGCCAGGGGAGAAGUAGCCCUGAUGCUGCUGCCUGUCAUGCUCCCUCCGCCUGUUUAUAAACAGGGCAGAAAAUUGGUCCGUGCCAGUGUGGAAGAAUCAAAGAGAUUCUUCAUCGAUGUUAAGCCUGUCGGAACUAACAUGGUGGAGUAUUUGGAGCAAGCCAAAUCGUCCAGGUCGUGCCCGUUCGUGCUACUGCUUGAGGAUGGGAUGCUGUGCUCUCAAGCCUUUGUUGUGAUCUCAGGCAAGGCUAUUGAGACUGAGACGGCUCUCGCAGCAGCUGUGGAUACCUGUUUUAAGAGUUUUUAUGUCUUUGACAUAAACUAUACAAAUCAGUGUUUGCCUACUUGGCAAUUUUACCAGGAUGUUGUUUAUGAACUCGAGGGAACUGUUUCCCCAGCAGUGAAGUUCCUGAAAACGCAAAUACAUGCUUGCAACUAGACUGGCCUGCACCCAUCUCUUCCUUUCUCUCUCCUCUCCCUCUUGUUCCACAUCUCUCCAUAGUAUCAAUAAGCCUUGUGUG
Gymnodraco acuticeps is the source of this 906-nucleotide messenger RNA. RefSeq lists its product as uncharacterized. Lineage: Eukaryota; Metazoa; Chordata; Actinopteri; Perciformes; Bathydraconidae. The transcript has 5 exons. The coding region runs from base 213 to 824 and encodes 203 amino acids. The record is from RefSeq and is a predicted model, not a curated record.